GUUCCGUAAUAGUCGCCGUCUCUUUCAUUCUAACCUCAAUGCUCUCUAUAGGAACGCUCAUCAGCGGCCCCGUCCCCUAUUAUGUUCACCGAACAACCAUCUCGUCCCCUUCCGCCACCACCAAGGCCAUCGACAUCUUCUGCCACACCAUCGGCGAAUGUACCUCGCCCACCCAAAAUACAGACCGUCCGGACUCACCAAGAUCAAAGGAGCAACCCUCUUGUCAAGACUAUAGAUCUUCCCUCGAAGGCAGUUCAAUCUGGGAGUACUCUGUCAACGAAGCAACGUAUAGCAGCGGGAUCAGGUCCUUCCGUAGCACCCAAGCCGAAGCCACUGCAGACAAUUCCGAAACUUCUGACCGGUUUGUCAUUCAAGAAGAAACCCCUGGAAGCAAAAGAUCCUUCGUCUGCAACUAGUCCGUCCUUCAAAGAGCCUUUGUCCACGAUUAGUUCCUUUGAGAAGCCUUUCGAGAAUGAACCUUUUUCGGCGACUAAUGCGGAAUCGUCUGAUCCUUCCACUACAACACCCGUCGGAGUUGACCCGUCUUCAGCCACAACGCAGAUGAUAGAGGAGCCCUCUACCAUUGUUUCAGGCUGGGAAUAUAAUACAGAGAUGUUUGCGGCUGCAGAUGACGACCCUCCCCCUCCCUCAUCUGUACCCCUUAUUCAGCAUCAACUCGCGAAUCCAGCUCCCCCUAAGCGAGCCCCUGAAAAGGCCGCAGAUGAGUUUCUUCAAAGUCUUAGUCUUAACAUGCCAAGGUAUGUAUCUUAGGCUACUCACAUUCGUUUGCGCUCACGACAUGCAUGCCAAGUCUUAAUAGUCCUUUG
Messenger RNA from Suillus discolor, 827 nucleotides. RefSeq lists its product as uncharacterized. The record is from RefSeq and is a predicted model, not a curated record. NCBI's taxonomy places the organism in Eukaryota, Fungi, Basidiomycota, Agaricomycetes, Boletales, Suillaceae. Bases 82 to 771 code for a protein of 229 amino acids. The transcript has 2 exons.